This is a messenger RNA of Knipowitschia caucasica, 1278 nucleotides long. The record is from the annotation of a GenBank genome assembly. Lineage: Eukaryota; Metazoa; Chordata; Actinopteri; Gobiiformes; Gobiidae.
AUGAAUUUCCCUGUCACUGUCACAGACACUGUCACAGACACUGCCACAGACGCUAUCACAGACACUAUCACAGACACUAUCACAGACACUAUCACAGACACUGUCACAGACACUGCCACAGACGCUAUCACAGACACUAUCACAGACACUAUCACAGACACUAUCACAGACACUGUCACAGACACUAUCACAGACACUAUCAAAGACACUAUCACAGACACUAUCACAGACACUGUCACAGACACUAUCACAGACACUCACAGACACUACACUAUCACAGACUCUAUCACAGACACUAUCACAGAAAAUAUCACAGACACUGUCACAGACACUGUCACAGACACUGUCACAGACACUAUCACAGACACUGUCACAGACACUAUCACAGACACUAUCACAGACACUGUCACAGACACUGUCACAGACACUAUCACAGACACUAUCACAGACACUAUCACAGACACUGUCACAGACACUAUCACAGACACUGUCACAGACACUGUCACAGACACUGUCACAGACACUAUCACAGACACUAUCACAGACACUAUCACAGACACUGUCACAGACACUAUCACAGACACUGUCACAGACACUGUCACAGACACUAUCACAGACACUAUCACAGACACUAUCAAAGACACUGUCACAGACACUAUCACAGACUCUAUCACAGACACUAUCACAGACACUGUCACAGACACUAUCACAGACACUAUCACAGACACUAUCACAGACACUAUCAAAGACACUGUCACAGACACUAUCACAGACACUGUCACAGACACUGUCACAGACACUAUCACAGACACUAUCACAGACACUAUCACAGACACUGUCACAGACACUAUCACAGACACUGUCACAGACACUGUCACAGACACUAUCACAGACACUAUCAAAGACACUGUCACAGACACUAUCACAGACACUGUCACAGACACUAUCACAGACACUAUCAAAGACACUGUCACAGACACUAUCACGGACACUAUCACAGACACUAUCACAGACACUAUCACAGACACUAUCAAAGACACUAUCACGGACACUGUCACAGACACUAUCACAGACACUAUCACAGACACUAUCACAGAAACUAUCAAAGACACUGUCACAGACACUGUCACAGACACUAUCACAGACCCUGUCACAGACACUAUCACAGACACUGUCACAGACACUAUCACAGACACUAUCAAAGACACUGUCACAGACACUGUCACAGACACUAUCACAGACCCUGUCACAGACACUAUCACAGACAGGUUUCAGUAG